AUGCCUGCUACACGAACUUACUAUCUUGGCGAUGAAGAGUUUGAUGGCUGGGCAGGCCCAGUCCGAGUCACCUACAACAGCUACAUGAGACAGAAUCUCGAAGGGGGCGCGAAUCCUGUGCUAAAGCGAGCACUCGAAGACAUUUCUGUUCAAGCGGCUCUUGAGCGUGCUUUUUCUACUGUGCAUAUUCGCUCGAGCGUUCACGUCACGACGAUAGAUGAGUUUGGUCAGAGAUUUAACGACGACCCUCAUAUCACCAUCGAGUGCAGCGGAAUCACUGGGCACGUGUACUGCACUGGCUUUGCCUACACUGAGCUGCCUCCGUACUGGUACAGCGACAUGGAGUUUUCUCACGUCAAGUGGGAGGAUCGUACGCCUUCUACCCAAGCCUCGUACUAUGAUUCUCCAGUCGCAGAACAAACACCUGCUGCUAGCGUCUACUACACGGGCCAUGAGCCUAACCCGCCUUCUCCUCCGUUCCCGCAGUGGGUUGCGAGACCAGCCUAUGUUGCGGCUCCGGGAGUUGAAUAUCAGUGGUGGGACGGGACAAGAUUUACCCAUCACAUGGCUUCCCCAGGUGAGACUGGCAGGUCUCCCGGCUACUAA
Fusarium falciforme is the source of this 606-nucleotide messenger RNA. RefSeq lists its product as hypothetical. The transcript is spliced from 3 exons. The record is from RefSeq and is a predicted model, not a curated record. The coding region runs from base 1 to 606 and encodes 201 amino acids. Lineage: Eukaryota; Fungi; Ascomycota; Sordariomycetes; Hypocreales; Nectriaceae.